ACAGAACACAUACACAAACAUCCGGUUGGACUAUUGAUGAAUCCGAUAUAACUUGUAAACCGUACUUCACAUUAAUUUACUAUGGCUCUAAAUCACAAGAAAAUGUUCAUAUUGAUUAUGUUGAUUAUAAUUCCCCUUAUGGCGUUCACCAUGUACUUCACCGAUAGUAAAAAUAUACAAUGGUUAAAAGCAAAUAAUGAAUCCAAGUUUCUAAAUUCCCGAAACAUAAACUUAACGCAAGUACUAGAAGAGAAGGUUACGGGUCCCACAAUGAAAACCCGAUCGAUUGAAACUACAGCAAACAUGACAAGAGUCAGUCCCACAUUAAUACCAUGUACGAAGGGAUAUACUCACAGAGCUAUUAAACGGCUUGUACCAACAUUCGACCCCGAUUUACCUUUAUUCUUAAAUCGUGAUUUUAGAAAAUGGAAAGAUUUCGAUAGAUUAAAGGAAACGACAGAGCCUUACGGUUUUAAAUAUCACGUAUCAUUCGUAGAAAAAUUGAUGCAGGCAUUACCGGGUAAUACACCGAAUAUUAUGGGGAAUGAUAUGAAAUGCAGACGUUGUGUCAUAAUAGCUAGCUCAGGUGGCAGCAUCGGCAAACAUUUGGGUUCUCUCAUUGAUCGCUAUGACGUUGUUAUACGAAUGAACGACGCACCGGUGAGAAAUUAUGAAAGGGACGUUGGUUCAAUUACAGCAUUUAGAAUGUUAUACCCAGAGAGCGCAACAGCGAAGAGAAUUGAUAUCAGCGAUGCCUAUAUUGUGUUCUUACCAUACAAAUUAAGCGACUAUCAGUGGCUGUACGACGUGAUAAAAGGGAAAAAUCCAUUAAAAAGAAUUGGUGCGCAUUUUUGGAAGUCGGUUCCUAAAAUGUUUGAUAAGAAUGUUAACAAAAUACGAAUUCUCAAUCCAUAUAUUCACGAAGAAGCUAAAGUAUACCAUUUGAAGAAUAAUAAUAGACCAUCGUGUGGGAUUGUGGGAAUCGUUAUGGCGCUGCACUACUGCGAUCACGUGGACAUAACGGGAUUCAGUGCAUAUGAUGACGAUCCCAAUAUUCCCAUCCAUUACUACGAUCCGGAAUUGAAAAAACCUAGAAAUACUGUUCAUGAUUGGACGUCUGAGCAGAGAUACCUUAAUAAACUGCUGAAAUGUGGUGUCAUUGAGAGAGAUUUGACAACAACUGAUAGGACAAACAUCACUUACGAUCCUGAAUUAUGUCAGAGUUGAUAGACAAAUAUACUGGGGCGAUAAAUAUGUUCUAAACGUGUAUAUUAUGCGAGGUCUCAGAAACCCCAACGGUAACUUUGUGUAAUUAUUACGUGGUCCGACUGCGAG
This is a messenger RNA of Saccoglossus kowalevskii, 1335 nucleotides long. RefSeq names its product CMP-N-acetylneuraminate-beta-1,4-galactoside alpha-2,3-sialyltransferase. The record is from RefSeq and is a predicted model, not a curated record. NCBI's taxonomy places the organism in Eukaryota, Metazoa, Hemichordata, Enteropneusta, Harrimaniidae. Gene Ontology annotation, molecular function: sialyltransferase activity.